AUGUCUCCCUCGUGCUUCUCAUCCCUCCCCGCGCAACCAACCGACGAGAUCUUCGAUCUCCUCGCCCUCUACCGCGCCGACGCCUCUCCCGACCGCGUCAAUCUCGGCGUGGGCGUCUACUGCACCGACGAGGGCAAGUCAUGGCCUUUGGAUGUAGUCACCCGCGUGGAGAAGCAGCUCUUCGAUGAGGCUAGUCUCACGAGACAUGAUUAUCUGCCCAUUGAGGGCGAUCAGCAGUUUUUGAAAGUUGCGAGGGAUUUGAUCUUUGCCGAGCAGGAUGAUCUCAGUAUCGCGAGUGUUCAGACUGUCUCCGGCACCGGAGCGAAUCAUAUCGGUGCGAGGUUCGUGGCGGAUUACUUGAGACCGCAGAAUAUCUGGGUGUCGGAUCCGACGUGGGCUAACCACCAUAUGAUCUGGGAGUCUGUUGGUAUGAAGCCGAGAUUGUACCCGUACUACAAGAAAUCGGACUGUUCGUUGGAUUUCGAGGGCAUGAUCAAGACGCUGGAGGAGCAAGCUCAGCCACGCGAUGCUGUUCUGUUGCAUGCUUGUGCGCAUAACCCAACUGGUCUCGAUCCCACAAAGGAGCAAUGGAAGGCCAUCGCAGAAGUCUGUCAGCGAAAACAGCUCUUCCCCUUCUUUGACGCAGCCUACCAAGGUUUCGCAUCCGGAUCUCCCGCCGAGGACGCAUGGGCGAUUCGAUAUUUCUACCACCAGCAGCCUCGCCCCGACAUGAUCGUCGCGCAGUCAUUCUCCAAGAACUUUGGUCUGUACGGCCACCGAACAGGCGCCGUUCAUCUUGUUCUCGCGGAGCCGUCCAAGGAGAUUCGCGACAACGCAUAUUCGACGUUAUCAUACCUGCUCCGAUCUGAGAUUUCGAUGGCGCCCAAGUAUGGUUCUACGAUUGUGAAGACGGUUUUGGAUAGUGAGGAGUUGACCGCGGCGUGGAUGGCGGAUCUGCAGGUUAUGAGUAGUCGGAUUAAGAGUAUGCGACAGGCUCUUUAUGAUGAGUUGGUGAGGUUGGAGACGCCUGGGACAUGGAAUCAUAUUGUUGAUCAGAUCGGUAUGUUCUCAUACACUGGUCUUUCUCCCUUCGAGGUCAAGGUUCUUCGUGAGCGAUUCCACAUCUACCUGCUCAACUCAGGCCGUAUCUCUAUUUCUGGAUUAAACAAGAGAAACGUGCAGUAUGUCGCGAAAGCAAUUCACGACGUCCGAACGCAGGGCCAUGCACUCAACGGAACCAACGGUACAAAUGGCACAAACGGUGUCAACGGGCACUAG
Fusarium mangiferae is the source of this 1278-nucleotide messenger RNA. RefSeq names its product putative aspartate aminotransferase, cytoplasmic. Gene Ontology annotation, cellular component: cytosol. Gene Ontology annotation, biological process: L-aspartate biosynthetic process. NCBI's taxonomy places the organism in Eukaryota, Fungi, Ascomycota, Sordariomycetes, Hypocreales, Nectriaceae. The record is from RefSeq and is a predicted model, not a curated record. The transcript is spliced from 3 exons. Gene Ontology annotation, molecular function: L-aspartate:2-oxoglutarate transaminase activity; pyridoxal phosphate binding. Bases 1 to 1278 code for a protein of 425 amino acids.